Molecule: messenger RNA, 747 nt
Organism: Striga hermonthica
Lineage: Eukaryota; Viridiplantae; Streptophyta; Magnoliopsida; Lamiales; Orobanchaceae
Source: the annotation of a GenBank genome assembly
AUGAUGAUCGACCACCUUCUUGUGGCGGAGCCCACCUGCAGUGAGACCGCGCCGAUCAUCGGCGCCAGAGGCGGAUGCGGAAAGUUGUCUUUCGACUACCGCUAUCUCCUUCUAGUCGCAGUCUUGCCGUUCAUCUACUUACAGAUGCGCCUUUUUGCUACUCAAUCACAGUAUGCUGAUCGGCUUGCGGAUGCUAUCGAGGCAGAAACCCAAUGCACUAGACAGACGCGGUUAUUGAUUGAUCAGAUCAGCAUGCAACAAGGGCGGAUUCUUUCUCUUGAAGAAGAAAUGAAACGUCAGGAACAAGAAUGCAGACAGUUAAGAGCACUUGUUCAGGAUCUUCAAGGGAAAGGUCUCGCGAAAUUGAUGGGUGAUGUACAGGCUCCUGUAGCAGCAGUUGUAGUGAUGGCCUGUAACCGUGCCGAUUACCUUGACAAGACUAUCAAGUCUAUUCUAAAAUAUCAGAGUCCGGUUGCAUCAAGAUAUCCUCUUUUCGUAUCACAGGAUGGAUCAGAUCCUCAUGUUAAAAGUAAGGCGUUGAGCUAUGAUCAGCUAACGUACAUGCAGAAUAUCCCGUCACCUGCCUUCUUCCUUCAAAUCGCCGUCACCGAAUCAAUGGUGCAUUUGUCGGAGGUUCUCGAUUCUGCCGCCGAAUCGGUGUCGCAGCUGUUGCGGGGCUGGUGGUGGUUGGUGUCCGGAACGGAUUUGAUGAUGGUUGUCCGCGGCGGGGCUCAUGGUGGUUGGUAG